Stegastes partitus (bicolor damselfish) is the source of this 597-nucleotide messenger RNA. Its product is annotated as furin-1-like. The record is from RefSeq and is a predicted model, not a curated record. NCBI's taxonomy places the organism in Eukaryota, Metazoa, Chordata, Actinopteri, Pomacentridae. The coding region runs from base 1 to 597 and encodes 198 amino acids. Gene Ontology annotation, cellular component: trans-Golgi network; Golgi membrane. Gene Ontology annotation, molecular function: serine-type endopeptidase activity. Gene Ontology annotation, biological process: protein processing. The transcript has 5 exons.
AUGAUUCAAAAGAGACGUAAAGAGAUGAGCGGUAAAGUGGAGAAUUUUGGCUUUGGAUUGUUGGACGCAGGGCUGAUGGUGCAGCAGGCCGCACACUUCCACACUAUUGCUCCACAGAGGAUGUGCACACAAGAAGUCACACUUCACCCCACCAGAAUCUUUUCUCCAGGAGCUGGAGUCAGCGUGAACAUCCAAUCAGAGGCCUGUCAAGGGAGGGCUAACGAGGUCAACACUCUGGAGCACGUCCAGGUAAGAGUGAGUAUCAGCGCUGCAUGUCGUGGUGACCUCUCCAUAAGCCUGCAGUCUCCAGGCGGUACAGUGUCAAUGCUGUUGGGUACGCGCCCCAACGACGCCUCCACCGCUGGCCUGAAGAACUGGACCCUGAUGACAGUGCACUGUUGGGGGGAGCAGCCACGAGGACUCUGGACCCUCCAGAUUUACUGUCCCCUCUGUGACCAAUUACCAGGGCCCAGUGUGUCGCAGAGACGGAGAGGAAGCACCGUGAAGCCGAGCCACACAACGGCGCCGCUGCUCAUUACCGGAGGGCCGAGACGAGUCACCGCGAUGCUCGCAACACGAAUUAGCGCUCGCAUCUGA